Messenger RNA from Loxodonta africana (African savanna elephant), 2477 nucleotides. RefSeq names its product potassium voltage-gated channel subfamily D member 3 (gene KCND3). The transcript has 8 exons. Gene Ontology annotation, cellular component: postsynaptic membrane; dendritic spine; voltage-gated potassium channel complex. The record is from RefSeq and is a predicted model, not a curated record. Gene Ontology annotation, molecular function: A-type (transient outward) potassium channel activity; protein binding. Lineage: Eukaryota; Metazoa; Chordata; Mammalia; Proboscidea; Elephantidae. Gene Ontology annotation, biological process: protein homooligomerization; potassium ion export across plasma membrane. Bases 275 to 2242 code for a protein of 655 amino acids.
GGAUCCACGGACGGACGGACGCACGAACGGACCGAGCGAGGGAGGGAGCAAGCGAGACUUCGCUGGCGAGGAGUCGCGCGAGCGGCGGCUGCUUGGCGCUUCCCCGCACUGCUGGACGCUAGGCGCCUCCGCGGCCCCGGGCUCCCGGACGCAGCUUCCUCGUGCGCGCCGGGCGCGGGGCCCGGGGCUUUCUCUGCAGAAGGGAUCGCUGAACUAACUCCAAGCUGGUGUGCAAAGUGUCUGAACAGUUGCCGGCCCAAGAGCUGGAGUCAUCAUGGCGGCUGGAGUUGCAGCCUGGCUGCCUUUUGCCCGGGCUGCAGCCAUUGGGUGGAUGCCAGUGGCCAACUGCCCCAUGCCCCUUGCCCCAGCCGACAAGAACAAGCGGCAGGAUGAACUGAUCAUCCUCAACGUGAGUGGGCGGAGGUUCCAAACCUGGCGGACCACACUGGAGCGCUACCCAGACACCCUGCUGGGCAGCACGGAGAAGGAGUUUUUCUUCAAUGAGGACACCAAGGAGUACUUCUUUGACCGGGAUCCAGAAGUGUUCCGCUGCGUCCUCAACUUCUACCGCACGGGGAAGUUACACUACCCGCGGUAUGAGUGCAUCUCGGCCUACGACGAUGAGCUGGCUUUCUAUGGCAUCCUCCCCGAGAUCAUCGGAGACUGCUGCUAUGAGGAGUACAAAGACCGCAAGCGGGAGAACGCCGAGCGGCUCAUGGACGACAACGAUUCCGAGAACAACCAGGAGUCCAUGCCCUCGCUCAGCUUCCGCCAGACCAUGUGGCGGGCCUUCGAGAACCCCCACACCAGCACGCUGGCCUUGGUCUUCUACUAUGUGACUGGCUUCUUCAUUGCCGUCUCCGUCAUCACCAACGUGGUGGAGACGGUGCCGUGUGGCACGGUUCCAGGGAGCAAGGAGCUGCCAUGUGGAGAGCGCUACUCGGUGGCCUUCUUUUGCCUGGACACUGCCUGCGUCAUGAUCUUCACGGUGGAGUACCUCCUCCGGCUUUUCGCGGCGCCCAGCCGCUACCGGUUCAUCCGCAGCGUGAUGAGCAUCAUUGACGUGGUGGCCAUCAUGCCGUAUUACAUCGGUCUGGUCAUGACCAACAAUGAGGAUGUGUCUGGCGCCUUUGUCACGCUCCGGGUCUUUCGCGUCUUCAGGAUCUUCAAGUUCUCCCGCCACUCCCAGGGCUUGCGGAUCCUGGGUUACACACUGAAGAGCUGUGCCUCUGAACUUGGCUUCCUGCUCUUCUCCCUCACCAUGGCCAUCAUCAUUUUUGCCACUGUGAUGUUUUAUGCUGAGAAGGGCUCCUCGGCCAGCAAGUUCACGAGCAUCCCUGCCUCCUUUUGGUAUACCAUUGUCACCAUGACCACACUGGGAUAUGGAGACAUGGUGCCCAAGACGAUUGCUGGAAAGAUCUUCGGCUCCAUCUGCUCCCUGAGUGGCGUCCUGGUCAUCGCCCUGCCGGUCCCUGUGAUUGUUUCCAACUUCAGCCGGAUUUACCACCAGAAUCAGAGAGCUGACAAACGCAGGGCACAAAAGAAGGCCCGCCUCGCCAGAAUCCGUGUGGCCAAAACAGGCAGCUCCAAUGCUUACCUGCACAGCAAGCGCAACGGGCUCCUCAACGAGGCCCUGGAGCUGAUGGGCACCCCGGAGGAGGAGCACAUGGGCAAGACCACCUCACUCAUCGAGAGCCAGCACCACCACCUGCUGCAUUGCCUGGAAAAAACCACUGGGUUGUCCUAUCUUGUGGAUGAUCCCCUGUUAUCUGUACGAACCUCAACCAUCAAGAACCAUGAGUUUAUUGAUGAGCAGAUGUUUGAGCAGAACUGCAUGGAGAGCUCAAUGCAGAACUACCCAUCCACAAGAAGCCCUUCACUAUCCAGCCAUCCAGGCCUCACGACCACCUGCUGCUCCCGCCGUAGUAAGAAGACCACACACCUGCCCAAUUCCAACCUACCAGCCACCCGCCUGCGCAGCAUGCAAGAGCUCAGCACGAUCCACAUCCAGGGCAGCGAGCAGCCGUCCCUCACCACAAGUCGCUCCAGCCUUAAUUUGAAAGCAGAUGACGGACUGAGACCAAACUGCAAAACGUCCCAGAUCACCACAGCCAUCAUCAGCAUCCCCACCCCUCCAGCACUAACCCCUGAGGCGGAAAGUCGGCCCCCCCCUGCCAGCCCAGGCCCUAACACGAACAUUCCCUCCAUAGCCAGCAACGUCGUCAAGGUCUCCGCCUUGUAAAGCCACUGGACAGAGGGCCAGAGAGAGUAGUGGGGAGCGAAGGGGGCUGGCAUGUUGGUGGGUGGCCACUGGGACCACUCCCCCCCUUUCCCCACUAUUUCUGCCUGCCCCACUGCACCCCUAGCACUGAAACUUGUGCCUGGAAAGAAAAAGAGGCAGCAAAGGGACACCCGAGGUUCACCGCUGCUACGUGGACAGAGCCCUGGUACUGGAUCUCACUGGGUCUGGAGGAAGG